Molecule: messenger RNA, 2991 nt
Organism: Bubalus bubalis (water buffalo)
Lineage: Eukaryota; Metazoa; Chordata; Mammalia; Artiodactyla; Bovidae
Product: trehalase-like
Exons: 4
Coding region: 1789-2259 (156 amino acids)
Biological process (GO): trehalose catabolic process
Molecular function (GO): alpha,alpha-trehalase activity
Source: RefSeq, a predicted model, not a curated record
ACUCCAGUAUUCUUGCCAGGAAAAUUCCAUGGACAGAGGAACCUGGUGGGCUAUGGUCCAAGGGGUCGCAGAGUCGGACAUGAGUGUGCACACACACAUUACAUUACACAGUUAAGGGCAACACAUGACUUGGAGUGAGCAUCCAGGCUGACUCAUUCAACAGUGGGGCUCUGGACGCAGUGGGGAAAAGGGAACCCUGUAGUGGGCUCAGGUCUCCUCCUUCCUACGCCUCACUUCCUCACAGGCUUGCACUUCUAGAGCUACAGUCAGAAUUUGGGACAUCGAGACACUUAAAAAUUGGAAUAUUUCAUGUAAACUAUGGAUCUCCAUCUUAUGUUGAGAAAUUGGAAGAUCUAUCAAACAAGGACCCCGCAUUCCCCUACACUAGCCAGAAGCAGAGACCCCAGUUACACAGGAAUGUGUUUUCCGGGGACUUCCCUGGUGGUCCAGUGAUUAAGAAUUCACCUUGCAAUGCAGGGGACACAGGUUCGAUUCCUGGUCCCGGGAAUCUCAGCUGCCACAGAGCAUCUAAGCCAGCACAUUGCAACUACUGAGCCCGUGCGCCAUAACUAGAGAUUCUGUGCGCCACAGUGAAAGACCCUGCAUGAUGCAAAGAGUUCGAGUGCCAUCACUAAGACCAUCGCAGCCAAAGUAAUUAAUUAAUUAAUCAAAUUUUAAAAAAGGAAUGUGCUUUCUGGUCACCCCAGCCCCACCAAGCAUCUUCCUGCUUGCAUAGUUCGAGUUCCUUAGUCUCAACUACAUCCCAUAAUUGUGUCCUGGAAUUUGAGUCUGCAACCCCUUGUGGCUAGCAAAGCCUUCAGGUGAUAGAGAUGAGCCGCUCAGGAGCCCACAGCCUUGAAUGGCUUCAAUCAGGGGCUCCUGGGGCCCAGUUCUGGUUGAAAUCCUCUCUCAUGGAGAUUUACAAACAUUGCUAAUACCCUUAAUUACAGAGCCUGGGUGGGAGAAAGCGUGUGUGACUUGAGUGGAUCACCUGGGAGCCUGUGAAUUUUGCUAAUACUGGGCAGUGGCCCUGAACUCCAGGCCAGGCAGGGAGACGGCCAGUCCUCUGGGCGUUGUGGGAGUCCCUGUUCUCACGGGGAGAGGAAGCCGCCACAGUGGUUGAGGUGAGAACAAGAGGUUGGGCAUCCUGGGUGGACAAGAGCAGCCACAGACAGCUGCCACAGGCUGGUCCCAGGCCCAGAUGCACCCUCCACAAUCUUUCUGCAAAAAUCGCUGUCGUGUGCAGAAAUGCAGAAACGUGCAAAGUCUGAGGGCGCUCAGGAGUCCCCCCACCGCAUGUGUGUAGUCUCAGCCCCACCCCCAACCAUGUACAUCUUUCAGGCAGCUGAGGAUUUUAAAAAAGAUGUGUUUUGAUCUACAGGUGGCUGUGGUUUGAGCAGGUGGGGGUGGGGACUUGAGGCUCCCUUGUCUUGCUCCAGGCCUGGCUCUGGGAGGAGGGGCAGUGCUGCGUUGCGCAGGCUGGUGUCUGAACUACAAAGAAGCUAGUGCCAGGGUGUUCUGCUCUCCUCCUACCAGAAUGCAGCCCCUGCCCCCGGUCUCAGUGGUGUCCUGCCUGCUCCCAUGGUCCUCUGGGGCCUCUCCUGCCCCAGGUAUGGCCCAGAGCAGGGCCUGGCCCAGGAUACAUGAGCAUCUGGCUCGAUGUGAUCCAGCCCCCAGAGCACAGAUCAACACCCCUUUCCUGGGAGCCCACACGAUCUGAGAGGAGGAGCUAAGUCACCGGCACUCCUGGAGCUGGGAGGGGCCUGGCGCUGGGGCUCUAGGCCCUCCAUGCCCAGGCAGGAGGCUGCCUCAGCUGGGACCCACAGCCCUGAAUCUCCCAGGGCUAUCAGCUCACCAUCUGAGAGGUGGGACUCAGUCCCCCACCCUCCUGCCCAGGGAAGUCCUGACACUCAAACCGGAGUGAACAUACAACAGAUUGAGAGGCUGGCCAGGACAGCCGGAUCCUCACCUACCAGUAUGGAAUCCCGACCUCUCUCCAGAAGACAGGCCAGCAAUGGGACUUCCCCAAUGCCUGGGCCCCCCUGCAGGACCUGGUCAUCAGAGUAUGACAUCAGCAACGGUGGACAGCCAGGUGGUGGAGGGGAGUAUGAAGUUCAGGAGGGGUUUGGCUGGACCAAUGGUGUGGCUCUGAUGCUGCUGGACCGCUAUGGGGACCGGCUGAGCUCAGGGGCCCAGACCGCUCUGCUGGCGCCCCAGUGCCUCGCAGCUGCCCUCCUGCUCAGCCUCCUGCCACAGUGACGGGCCUUCAGGUCCCCAUCUGGCUGCAGCUCCUGCCGAUUCAACCUCCACACGUGUCCCUACCUUCUGCGCCUCGAUCCUUUAUCCCUGGAAAGCUCACCCCCCUCUCCUUGUCCCCUCCCCCAGCCCAGUCCUUGGUCAUAACAGAGUGGGGGCAGGGCAAGGACCUGGGGGCCAUGGUUGGGCCCUGGGUCCCUCCUGAAACAUUUAAUAGGCUGGAAAUGCUGCAUCAUGGAUCAGACCUAGUCUCCUUUCCCACGAACCCCAACUCCACGCUGCUCACAAGGCCUCCCAAACACAUAGUCCAAAACUGCUUUAUUGUUUUGCUGAGAUGCUUGAAAAUGCUUAAAAUCAUCCAGCCUGGGGUCCUUGAAACCAGGGGACACAAGUCCCAAGAAGUGGAAUCAGAACAGUGUCAAACACUGCCCUCCUAAACUAGCCCUUCAGGGAAGUUCAAAUUUGAAAGCAUUAGUCUAGAUCAUUUUAUGUCUUUAGAGAUUUUUUAAAAUAGAGCAAUCAGCCAGCAGUUAUUUUAUCAGCUGAAUGUACACAGGGGAAGAAAGGAAGAUCACUGUCAUCCCAGGAUUACUAAGGUUAUAAUCAAAGCUGAGCCUCCUGGAAGCAACAUACGCUUAACACCAAGGGAGGGAAAUAGCCUUCACUAAAAUAAACUAGGCAGUCACUCCACACAUACACAUACAGAUAAUAAUAACAAGCCCUGGUUGAGGGGCA